Elephantulus edwardii (Cape elephant shrew) is the source of this 2322-nucleotide messenger RNA. It is a transcript of the gene YAF2, whose product is annotated as YY1 associated factor 2. Lineage: Eukaryota; Metazoa; Chordata; Mammalia; Macroscelidea; Macroscelididae. Bases 166 to 780 code for a protein of 204 amino acids. The transcript has 5 exons. The record is from RefSeq and is a predicted model, not a curated record. Gene Ontology annotation, cellular component: nucleus. Gene Ontology annotation, molecular function: DNA binding; transcription coregulator activity. Gene Ontology annotation, biological process: positive regulation of DNA-templated transcription.
AGCUGGAGGCUGCGUGGGAUCCGGCCGCUGCUCCGAGCUCGGCGGUGCGGCCUUCCCCGCCCCCUCCCUCCCUCCCCCGCCCGCUUCCGCCCGGCUUAUUAUCCUCCUUAUUGACAAACAGAGCGGCCGCGGCGGCGACUCUCGGCGUGCGUUUGUAGCCAAGCCAUGGGAGACAAGAAGAGCCCCACCAGGCCGAAGCGGCAGCCGAAGCCGUCCUCCGAUGAGGGUUACUGGGAUUGUAGCGUCUGCACCUUCCGGAACAGCGCCGAGGCCUUCAAGUGCAUGAUGUGCGAUGUGCGGAAGGGCACCUCCACACGAUCCACAUUCUUUGAAGUUAUUGUGAAUGCUUCCAGGACCAAGGAACCGUUGAAAUGUCCAAUUUCAGGAAGGAAGCCUCGACCUGUCUCCCAGUUGGUUGCCCAGCAGGUUCCUCAGCAGUUUGUGCCCCCUACGCAGUCAAAGAAAGAGAAAAAAGAUAAAGUAGAGAAAGAAAAAAGUGAAAAGGAAACAACCAGCAAAAAGAACAGUCAUAAGAAAACCAGACCAAGAUUGAAAAAUGUGGACCGGAGUAGUGCUCAGCAUUUGGAAGUUACCGUUGGAGAUCUGACAGUCAUUAUUACAGACUUUAAGGAGAAAACAAAGUCACCACCUGCAUCUAGUGCUGCUUCUGCAGAUCAACAUAGUCAGAGUGGUUCCAGCUCUGAUAACACAGAGAGAGGAAUGUCCAGGUCAUCUUCACCUAGAGGAGAAGCCUCAUCAUUGAAUGGAGAAUCUCAUUAAAGUUUAUUUUCUCCAGUUUCUUAGUCACUUCUAUCAUACCAUGCAAAUAUACAGAUUAUGCCAAGAAAUACCACAUUUUCAUGACAGCCGUUUAUGCAUAAUUCCUAAUUUGAAUUUUACAUAAAGUAGAAAUUCAUUAGGAUUUGUUAAAUUUUACUGCAGUCUAUGCCUACCAAACAUUUCUUGACUUAACAUUUUGGUUCCUACAGUUGAAGGAGCCAUGAAAAUGUGGUUAAAUUAUUCAUUAUGCAGUGUUACUGGUAAGUCUAUUUUCACUUUUAGUUUAGUGAAUUCUAACACAUAAUUCUUGAAAUCUAUUGGCAUGUAAUGAAUUAAAUUUUUUAUAACAUAGUUCAAGCUGCCUAAAUAUGUAUUAUUUGAGAAUUGUGAAACAAAUAGUUAUAUGUAUACAAGUCAAAGAUCAACUUAAUCAACUAUUGCUGCAAUAGAAUUUUUUUUGUUAAUGGUUAUCCUCUGAAAUCCACCUGCUGGUACUUGGUGUGGUUAAAUAGGAAAGUUGUUUAAAAUAAAGAAUUUGUAUGAACCUUUGCCAAUGUUUUUGACACAUUUUACUAAAUUAUUAUUUCUGAAUUUUUUUUCUGGUUUUGAUAGCUUUUUGGUUUUUUGUUAUUUUUCAAAACAUUCACUUAUUGUAAUGUUUACUAGCAGACUAGUAAGCAAUAAAACAUUUGAUUAUUUAGCUUUAUGAUUCAGGUUUAGCAUUAUUGUCAUUGAACACUGGUAUUUUUUUGUAUUAUAUAAAACAAUAAAAUAAUUAUAAUCAUUUGGCAAAAGAGAAGAAACCUGCCAUAUUUUGAAAGCUGCAAUUUUGGAAAAGCUUUAAUUUAAUGAUAGUUUUAUCACUGUUUACGUGCCCCCAAAAUAUCCAGGGUUAUAGAGGUGUGAAUCUAAUUAAUACAGAAAUGGAAACUGUUGCACAGAACUGGAGAUAAUUAAUUUUAAAUACAUAUAAUUGGCUUCCUGUUGACAAUUCUUAUGGAAAACAUAGUGCCCUAUUUUCAAGACACAGUUGUCAAUUUAUGGAUUUAUCAAUAUACUGAAAUAAUAGUAUUUACAGCCCCAAACACUAUUAUGUAAAAUACCAAUAAAAUAUUUUUAUGACUACAGAUUUUGCAUUUUUGUUCACAACUAAAAAGUGUUCUAUGUUGUAUUAAAAGAAAAUCCAACCUAGAAACCACAUAGUACUUGUUAAAUAUUCAUAGGGUCUCCUGCUUUCUCUUAACCAUUUGCUUAAUAUAUGUCCAUCUGUAGGAGACUUCUGAAAUGUAAAUUAAUUACAAAUAUAACAUGGAUACAAAAUAUCACAUCAAAGACACCUGACAGCAUUUAAAGAAAAAAUAAAAUGUAGACCCAUAAAAGUUGUGAUAUUUGGUGGUUUCUCGUGGUAAUGUAAUUUUCUGUUUAAUUGCAGUACUUUAUACAGGCACAGUGGGACUGUCUCUUUUUUUUUGUAAGAUGCUAGUUGUGAAAUAGUUAAUUGCAUACAGUAAAAAUCUGUGAUUAAAGCAUUUAUAUACCUCA